Messenger RNA from Protopolystoma xenopodis, 276 nucleotides. Lineage: Eukaryota; Metazoa; Platyhelminthes; Monogenea; Polystomatidea; Polystomatidae. The record is from the annotation of a GenBank genome assembly.
AUGAUUAUCUAUUUCAUUCCCGAUAUUUCACUUAUACAGCAGUCCUACUGGCCAGUUCUGACACAUUUCAUCUCAUUAUUUAUUGUUGGCGUCUGUGUAUUCGGUGGCAUCAAGUGGAUCGAGAAGGCGAACAUAAUUCUUGUUCCACUCUUAUUGCUAAUAAUCACAAUCACCUUCUGCUGGUCCCUUACGAGGCAAUACGCCGAUGUCGGUAUCAAAUUCUUAUUCACCCCUGACUGGAGUAAGCUACAUUGCGAUCAGGCUUCUGAAAUAUAA